Zeugodacus cucurbitae (melon fly) is the source of this 1435-nucleotide messenger RNA. RefSeq lists its product as uncharacterized. Lineage: Eukaryota; Metazoa; Arthropoda; Insecta; Diptera; Tephritidae. The transcript is spliced from 2 exons. The record is from RefSeq and is a predicted model, not a curated record. The coding region runs from base 229 to 1320 and encodes 363 amino acids.
AUAAAAAUUUGUCAAAAUACAGUCUUCUAUUUUUGUUUUUUAUAAAUAAAUUUAAGUGUUUCAUACUUUAAAAUUUCAAAAUUUAUCAAAGCAAAUUCCUCUGAACUUAUUUCCUGAAACUUAUCCUCCCCUAAUAAAAAGCACUAGCCAGCUAAUUACAGUAGUCACAGCACCGUCACCGUAUUAAGCACCAGCAAAACGCACCAAAGCAAACGUCGAAGGCAAACAAUGAACAUGGCCAAUUGCUGUAAAGAUUGUGAUAGAUUACAGCCACGAUCAUCCGGUAGCGCACCGGUGCGACCGGAGUUCCAGCAGCCCACCAUGUAUGAUCACUUUCAGAAUUUUCAACGCUUCAAAAUGCAGAAACAAGAGGCACAGGCCAUUGAGAAACGCAAAGAGGAGCUACUCAAAAUGAACGCCGAUUUCACGAAUUGGAAUCCGAGCUGUAGCAAGGAUAUGUUCGACCAAUUCAGUACACAAGAUGUGGCGUUAUUUCGUCAACAAAUUCGUUUGGCGCAAAAUGGCGAGCGCACGAUUUUAGAGAGUCUCACCGCGCCGACUGAAGUGGGCGCUUCAAGCACUGGUGGCACCGCUACCGUUACAGGCACGAGCGUCGGCGGUAAGUCGUUGAAGAAAAAGGAUUCGUUGCUGACGAUCUCGCGUACACCCGUGCAGUGUCCGAUUGGCGCUUGCGGACGCAUUAUAGGCGUGACAUCGGUGCUAUCGCAUUAUCUGCGUGAUCACAGCGAAGACUUUGGUGUGCAGUGUCAAGAAAUUUAUGGUGGCAAGCGCUCUGUGUUGAUUUUCGAUGCCACUACAUUGGAUUUCCGUGAUAAUGUGUGUUUGGGUGUGCUUGCCUAUGGUGGCGUUAAGGAGAAGGGCUCAGAUCCGCCGGCACAGCGUGGGAUUUGCAUACAUAACGCCUUUCUGCCAAAGCCACACGAACAUCUUGACGCUCACCUGCCCAUACUGAUAAUGGCGUGCCGCACGUCUUGGAGUGCUAUGUUGGAGGAUAAACAGCUCGAGGCAAGAAUAACUAAACCGGAAAACGCGCAUCAACACCUGUUAGUAAUUUGGCUGGUGAGCGUGCAGUCCACCAAACCGAUCCAUUGCACUCUGACCGCCUACGAUAUGACAAUGACCUCGUCGCGCAGCAUCAUAGCACAGGUGCGUCAGCUGAACGAAUCACAAAACCCGAGUGAGUUUCUGGUUAACGAUACGAACAGUUUGCGUUUGAAUCGCGGCGAAAUCAAUAUACUUUCACACGAUGGCAACGAUUGCAUUCACUUGGAGGUUAUGAUCAAUGAAUACGAUCAAUAAAUUUUUUUCUUGAAUUCUCGCAAAGAUGCAAGAAAUGAUAGUAAAUGUGUGCUUCAUUUAUGUACUCGUAUAUCUCAUAGUGAUAUAAAUAUGUAUGUACUGUGUUUUCUUUUAA